CCACGCCUCCUAAAUCGCCGGCUUACAGAUGAUUGUUGAAAACCAAUGAAUGACCAGGGCUUCACAAAAGGCUAAUAACGGGAGAGGAGUCUUCGAACAUUACACACACUGCACCCAGUAACUGAGACUCGAGCGUUCCCUGCCGGACAACAACAUGGGCAAGCGCAAAACCAAGAACAGCGUCAAGCAAGAGGACCAACUGCCUCUUAUUCUGGAUCCACCGGUGGUCAAGAGUAAAUCGCGCAACCAUUAUGUUCUUAUGUGCUUUUUAUUAUUUGUUGUGGUCGUUGGUGGACCACUCCUCAGCUGGCUUUGUGUUCAACAACAGCAGUCCAUUAACGAGUUGUCAGAAACCUUUACGUCCAUGCAGAUGAAAUUUGUGAAGUUCCAACAGCAUGAAGGGACAGACAACCCACAAUUGGGUGGCAUUGGCCAUUUUGAAGAGAGGCUGCUAGCUCUGGAGCAGGCACAGUCCAAGGCCCAACAGCAGGCUGACAUGGCGCUGACAGCUGCCGAGCAGCUGAAGGAUUCAGACCUCCACUCUCAGGUGUGGGCCCUGCAGGCUGAGAUGACCACAGAGCUGAACUCCAAGAUAGCCGAGCUGCAACAGGUCGGUGUGUCCGUUGCUUCCCUGAAUGCGCUGAUCGCGAACCAGACCAAGGAGCUGGAGGCCGUGAAGCAGAGCGUCAGUGACAUCCUGAACUCCAACUCCCAGCUUGCCCUCAGUAUCUCCGGCCUCACCAGCAGCAUUACCAGUGCGGCAUCCCAGCUCGACCAGCAAGGCAUUGUGGUGGAUGACCUGAGCGUGCAGCUGCAGGAGCAGGCAGAUGAGAUCCACAGCCUGAGGGAAUCUUUCUCAAGUCAACAGGAAUCGCUCGAGUCCAACAGCCAGGAGGUGCUGGAACUGAAGAGCUUGUUGGUGAUGGCGCGAAUGAAGAGGCAGAAGUCUCUAAAUAAGCAACUGAAAGCUGUACAGCAGAGCUUAUCAGAGCAACUCAACCAAGCCCACAGCCUCCAUGAUGACCUGGAGGCCCCUUUGCUUGCCGUCCAUAGCCAGUUACUCCCUGGUAGUGAGGCAGCUGAAGAGGAACCGGCAGCUGAAGAGGAACCAGCAGCUGAAGAGGAGGCACAGGAGCCCAAGGAAGAAGGUCAAGAAACUGAAGUGGAAACAUCUGAUGAAGAAAUCGCCGCAGGUGAGGAGACGGCAGCAGGAGAGUCCACUGAUGAGACAGGUGCACUUGACGAGGAAGCAACAGACGAGGCUGCUGACGAAACUUUGGAGACAGAAGAAGCCAUGGAUUCUGAAGAGGAAGCAACUGGAGAGGCUCUGCAAGGGACAGAAGAUGCCUCUGAAGAACCACAGGAGGAGGAGGAGGAGGAGGAUGUUAUGGAGGAACCUGCAGAUGAAAUAGCAGGAGAAGACACUGCAGAAGAAGCUGACGAAGAAAAUGCCGAUGAAGAAACUGAAGAAUUAGAGGAAGAGGAGGUAGAGGAAGAGGAGGAAGAGGAAGAAGAGGAAACAGAAGAUGAAGAAGGAGAACAGGAAGAAAUAGAAGAAGAGGAGGCAGAGGAGGAGGAGGAGAAUGAUGAAACUACAGAGGAGUUGUCAGAGGACUCAGACAGUCAGUCAGACUUAGAUGAACCGUCAGAGGUUGACGAGGAAUCUAUUGAGGAGGAAUCUGUUGAUGAGGAGGCUGAUGCUGCAGAGGAACUUGAAGAUGAGCCAUCAGAAGAUGUGGAAGAAUUCGGAGAGGAUUUCAUGGAGGAAACCACUGAAGAGGACAUUAAGGAUGCAGAGUACGAUGAUGAUGAUGAUUUUGCAGAGUUUGAAUAGCAUACAAAAUAAGGUGCUUUUUCAAAAGAGCAAGACAAUGAAGCAUUAAACAAACAUGGCUGAAUCAGCCGUUUCUUUUGAUACUUUUGAUGUUUGUUUUCAAGAGAAACUUUUCUCAUAGUCAAGAUGAUGGCACUGCCUUAAUUGCCAUGUUCAUUCGGGUGAAUGUGAUUGAAAUAAUACGGAAUUAAAUUGUGGUCUCAAAAAAAGACUGAAAAAAGAAUAAAGCAAAACAACCUAUUUAUAUGAGUUGCCUGCACAUUGAAAUCAAAUACUGUAGAACAUGGAAAUGUUGGCCGACAAAGCCUUAGAUAGACUGGACUAAUUUAAUAUAAUUUAAUCUCACUGAUUUUCGGAAAAAUAAAAAUUAUUUGUAUGUUUUGUACCA
Messenger RNA from Sardina pilchardus (European sardine), 2222 nucleotides. RefSeq lists its product as uncharacterized. Lineage: Eukaryota; Metazoa; Chordata; Actinopteri; Clupeiformes; Clupeidae. The transcript is spliced from 4 exons. The record is from RefSeq and is a predicted model, not a curated record. Bases 155 to 1834 code for a protein of 559 amino acids.